AUGGCUACUCCCUGGAGGUGCGCCCUGUUGAUGAUCCUGUUGUCCCAGGUGGUGACCCAGGUAAAAUGCAUGGACGACGACGACGUCCCGGAGGAGUGGCUGCUUCUGCACGUGGUCCAGGGCCAGAUAGGAGCUGGGAAUUACAGCUACUUGCGGUUGAACCACGAGGGUAAAAUUAUUCUCAGGAUGCAGAGCCUCAGGGGGGAUGCGGACCUGUACGUGUCCGACAGCACUCUGCACCCAAGCUUCGACGAGUAUGAGCUGCAAUCGGUCACUUGCGGCCAGGAUGUGGUCUCUAUACCGGCGCACUUCCAGCGCCCGGUGGGGAUAGGAAUUUAUGGACACCCAUCACACCAUGAAAGCGACUUUGAGAUGAGGGUAUACUCUGACAGAACUGUGGAUCAGUACCCAUUUGGAGAGGCUGCCUAUUCUGCUGACCCUACAGGAGCCAGUCAGAACCAAGCUUAUGCUCCAGAGGAGUCAGCUCAAGAAGAGGAGUCGGUCCUCUGGACGAUAUUGAUUAGCAUUUUGAAAUUGGUGCUCGAAAUUCUCUUCUGAACCCUUAUCUGCACGGAGCAAUUAGUUUGCUGUGGACCUUGCUACUUGACCUGGUGAAAUUCUGGUUCCUUUUUCUAGACUAGGAUGGAAAAAUAAAGCCAUACAGUUUUGUUACCUCAAUUUACUCCCCAACAGGAAAAGCAGCAAGCACAAUAUUUUAGAGGUUAAAAUUCCUAUAAAAAGGAGUCUGCUCAAUAAAAUGUUUAAAUACAUUUUGGUUAGUCAGGUGAGUAAAAAGAUUAUUGCAGUAACAGGCUGUAUAAAUCAGAUUGUCUUCGUGCUAGUGCAGAUGAAAUUAAAAGGCUGAUGACUUUAGAAUUUAUUCUAGACAUUCUAAAUGAAGUACAGCACUUCAGGUUUUACAGAGGUACUAAACCAGGUCAGAAAUGGGACAUGGUACCCGAUACUCAAGCAAGCUUUCCUGGCAGGCAUGUAUUUACAAACUGUUGCUGUGCCAGUUGAUGACCCAUAUCCAGUUGUACCAGAUCUUGGGCGAUCUGUCCUUUCCUCUGCUUGGGCUGACUGGAGUGCUGUGGUUAUUAAGUAACUAUAAUACUACCUAAGCAGGUCAAGGCAGUCAUGACAGAUACUAAUAACUUUUUAGACUCAAGAGUAUUUCAAAUUAAGUUGCUACCUCUUUCUGCUGAUCUCUGGAAAGACAGCACUAAGAGAUUAAAAUCUGGGGAAAUGAGCCAUUUCUCUGACUUUCUUUCAAGGGUAGGAGUUGCUAAUAAUGAAAUAAAUCAACAUGAAGAUGAUUAAGGUUAUAGUUAAUUUCAAAAAAAGUUCUUUAUUGGCAUAAAAAUGAAAGUGUAAAUAAAUUGGCACCAAAUAUUCCCAAACAUGAGGGUCAGAAACCUAUUUUAUCCCUCUUUGCUGUUUUUUCCCCUUCUGCCCACUUUCCUGGGUGUUGGGGGAGCUCGCUGACAACAGUCACAAAUCCAGCGACCUAGGAGAAAAAUUGUUAGUUAAUAUGGAGUGGAACUUGAUUUUACAGGACAAACCACCUAAACUCAUUCCUGAGCUGUCCAUAGUGAUAACUCGGGGAUUUUUCAGUGGGGAGGGGAGUACUAAGCUCCUUAAGCCAAGGAAGAAAAUGUAAACAACCUUUAAUCAGUGUAAACAAUGCAGUGUGGAAUUGAGUGCAGGGACAAGAUGGGGAAAGGGCACAAAACAAUCAUUUGUACCUUUAGAUCCUUCCUAAAAUUCAAAUACCAUCAUGCUUUUAAAACCUCAACAACACAAUUCCUAAUGUAGAACUUGUUAAUGAAUCUGGCUUUCUAUGAUGGCCUUUCUCCACUCUUCUAACAGCACUGUCCAUGGCACUUAACUCUACCACAUACCUGAGCUGAAUUACUACAGAACCUUAAGUGAUUAUUCAAGUUGCUUACUUCUAAAGGAAUUCCGGGAAACUUAGUUUUAUAGAGUACUAUACAGUGUUAACUAUGCAACUAAGUCCUUAAAAUUGCACAAUUACCUGUAUAAUGUUUCAAUAGAAUUACUGUGAUUUACUAUUUGAUUUUGUGUCCAUCCUAAAGUUAUCUGGAAUUGUCUUGCUGCCUCACUUUAUAGAAAGAUGUCUUAGUAUAUAUAAAAGCAUAGCAGUCACUUUGUUAAGUUUCUAAAUAGACCUUUAAAAAUAAAAUCAAAGCAUUGAAACAAA
Molecule: messenger RNA, 2221 nt
Organism: Peromyscus maniculatus bairdii (prairie deer mouse)
Lineage: Eukaryota; Metazoa; Chordata; Mammalia; Rodentia; Cricetidae
Gene: C16H6orf120
Product: chromosome 16 C6orf120 homolog
Source: RefSeq, a predicted model, not a curated record